CAGAAAAUUGCUCCAUCGAUCGAAUAACUGCUCUCUCUUUCCCUCUUCUCUUUCUCCCGCCGACGCGGCGACGGUCGUCCGUUCUCGCGCUUCUCAGUUCUCUCAAAUCACUCGUAUUCAAUUCAAACCCUAACGCAGCCGAUUAACCACUCUAUCACUCGACGGAGACGGAAUAUUCCGACAGCCGGCGCUUCCUAUCCGUCUUCUCUUUCGCGAUUCGGAAUCAGCAUUCAGAGAAAAACGCGCGCCCGCGUGCAAUAGAUUGACACUACUGUUCUUGUUGGAACUUUCCUUAUCUCCGGCGUGAAGGCAGAGAAAGAACGAACUUACCUUUUUUAUCCGUCAGGCGGCGGUUGAAACGUGAAUCGACGUCCCGAGGUUCCGAUCUCAGUCUAGCCCAGGGUGCGCCACUUCCGCACAGAUGAGUCUCGUGGCCGAUUCUCCGGUGAGCUCAUCUGGCAGUGAUGAUUUUGCUGAAUUCCUUGACGGUCAUCUGGAUGCCGGAUCUGAGAAUGAAGACGACGGAGAAGCUAAAAGGGAGGUUGCUUCUAGUUCUUCAUCCUCCUCCUCGAGCGAGGAAGAAUUCGAAGAUGAUGAUCAACCUGUAAGCAAGAGGACAAAGAUACCAGAGGCGGAGAUAGUGCAAAAUGGAGAUGGUCUUGAGGGGUCAGCUUCCCAUGUUAUCGUAAAGCAGAACUUGGAGACAUCAUCCAGUGCAUCUGUCAGCAAGAAUGAAUGUGCACAUCCAGGGUCUUUUGGUAAAUUGUGCGUACGUUGUGGAGCACAGGUUGAGGUUGCUGGGGUAUCAUUUGGAAACAUACACAAGGAAAUCUUGUUCGGGAAUGCGGAAGUGGCUCGAUGGCGAGAUACUGAUACUAAGAGUGUGUUGUGCCGUCGGAAGCUUUAUUUGGUACUUGAUUUGGAUCAUACAUUGCUAAAUUCUACUCAUCUUAAGCAUAUGGUCCCAGAAGAAGACUAUCUAAAUAAUCAGAUAGACUCCAUACAAGACUGUCAAAAUGGAAGCCUAUUUCGGUUAAGCUUCAUGAACAUGAUGACCAAGCUUAGGCCCUAUGUGCACACUUUUCUGAAGGAAGCUAGUCAAAUGUUCGAGAUGUAUAUAUACACCAUGGGAGACAAGGCUUAUGCACUGGAAAUGGCCAAACUGCUUGACCCGAGAAAUGAAUACUUCCACGCCAAGGUGAUUUCUCGCAACGAUGGCGCUCAGAGACAUCAGAAGAGUCUCGAUAUGGUGCUGGGAGAUGAAAGUGCAGUCCUCAUUCUCGAUGAUACCGAACAUGUAUGGCCAAGCCAUAGAGACAACUUGAUACUGAUGGAAAGAUACCAUUUCUUCGCCUCGAGCUGUCAGCAAUUCGGUUUCGGAUGUCAUUCCCUCUCUCAGCUGAAAAGCGACGAGAGUGAACCUGAGGGAGCACUUGCAGCUGUUCUUAGCGUCUUGAGGAGAGUUCACCAUAUCUUCUUCAACGAAUUGGCCGGCCAAACUGGUCGCAGGGACGUGAGACAGGUCCUGAACACUGUUCGUAAAGACGUGCUGAAGGGCUGCAGAAUCGUGUUCAGCAGGGUCUUCCCAUCCAAGUUUCCAGCCGAGAGCCACCCCCUCUGGAAGAUGGCCGUGAACCUGGGAGCUACUUGCGCCACAGAAGUCGAUCCCACCGUGACCCACGUUGUUGCCAUGGAUCCCGGUACCAAGAAGUCCCGCUGGGCGCUGGAGAAGGACAAGUUCCUGGUCCUCCCGCGGUGGAUCGAUGGGGCUAACUACCUCUGGCAGAGGCUGCCAGAGGAGAACUUCCUCGUGAAGAGCAAUGAACCCAAGGCAGAAGCAAAGGUCAAAGAUUCUGUUGUUUAGCGCCUUUUAAGUUUAACCCGCUGACUCUUUCAUAGUUCUCACUCCCCUGAUGUGGGAGCUGUCGCCCGUUGGACGCUUCAUCGUUGGAUCGAUGCAGUGACAUUUUAUUUAUAAAUUGUUAUCGCGUCUAUCCAACAAAGAAGAGUGGAUGGAACGCCUGAUCUGACGACUCCCAACCUUACUGUUCGAAUUUGAGCACCAUGGCCGAAUUGUUUCGUUAGAGAAUAGAGAACUAUUUUGUCUGAGUUUACUCACUGUAGUGAUUUGUCAUUUGUUACUGUAGAAAAUCCAAAUACAUUAGAUAGAAAGGCCUGAUGGUAUUCUGGUUGGUGGGCCGGCAUUGACCUGUUGGUGAAUCAUUCAUAGGCGAGAGUUACAGGGCCGUGACCUGGGCCUGGAAAAGCCAGCCUGUUUAGCUACUCAUGGGCUCUAUGUGGGAUUAAAGGUUCUGUCGAUAGUGAAACAGUCCAAAGAAAAA
Linum tenue is the source of this 2342-nucleotide messenger RNA. The record is from the annotation of a GenBank genome assembly. NCBI's taxonomy places the organism in Eukaryota, Viridiplantae, Streptophyta, Magnoliopsida, Malpighiales, Linaceae.